Emiliania huxleyi CCMP1516 is the source of this 3745-nucleotide messenger RNA. RefSeq lists its product as hypothetical. Gene Ontology annotation, molecular function: voltage-gated chloride channel activity. NCBI's taxonomy places the organism in Eukaryota, Haptophyta, Isochrysidales, Noelaerhabdaceae. The coding region runs from base 83 to 3745 and encodes 1220 amino acids. The transcript is spliced from 9 exons. Gene Ontology annotation, cellular component: intracellular membrane-bounded organelle; membrane. Gene Ontology annotation, biological process: transmembrane transport; chloride transport. The record is from RefSeq and is a predicted model, not a curated record.
UCGACCCCACCUCGGCUUCUCGCUGCACGCGUCGGCGUCGGCGGCCGCGCGUUUCCUGAGCGCAUUGGACCUCCUCCUCCGCAUGGCGCCGCCGUCCUCCUCCUCCGACCCGACCCAGCGCCUCGCGCCUGCGCGGGAGCGGCCGGCUCCCGACGCCGCGCCAGACUUUGAGUCGUACGAGUACGUCGGCGCCGCGUCCCAGCUGCGGCACGAGGCGCAGAGCAGCCACACUACCGACCAGGAGCGAGUGAUGCUGCUGCUCAACACGACGCUCGCGCCCCUCGUGCUCGGCGUCCUGAUCGGGGCCACCGCCUAUGUGUCCAACGCCUGCGCCGAGCUGCUGCUGCGAGCCAAGUGGGGCAUCACCUUCUGGCUGCUCAGCUUCCCGUUUGGCGCCAUCCUGGCGUACCCGCUCUUCACCGCGCUCUGCGUCGCGCUCGCGGCGGGCGCGGCGGCCGUCUCGCUCUGGGCGCCGGCCGCGUGUGGCUCCGGCAUCCCGAUGGUCAAGGUGGAGCUCAACGGGGUGCGCGUGCCCGGCGCGCUCUCCGCCCGCACUCUCCUCGUCAAGCUCGCCGGCAUCACCCUCGUCGUCGCCUCCGGCCUGCCCUGCGGCCGCGAGGGGCCGAUGGUCCAGCUCGGCGCCGGCAUCGGGCGGCUCGUGCUGCGGUGGCAGAGCAGGCUGCUCUCUCUCUCCUGCUGCACCUCGGCCGCGGCGCAGGUUCGCAUCCUCGACGGCGACCGCCACCUUCGCGACCUCGUCUCGAUGGGCGCCGCCGCGGGCGUCGCCGCCGCCUUCAACGCGCCGAUCGGCGGCGUCCUCUUCUCGCUCGAGGAGGUGAGCACGCACUGGAGCCAGUCGCUCACGUGGCGCGCCUUCUUCGCCGCCAUCGUCGCGGCGCUCUCCGUCGCGUGGCUCUUCUCGGGCCUCUGGACCGGCAUCAUCGCCUCCGAGGGCCCGCCGGUCCUCAUCCCGAACUUUUCGGGCGGGCUGCAGUACAACGUGCGCGAGGUGCCCGUCUUUGUCCUGAUGGGCGUGGCCGGCGGGCUGCUCGGCGCCCUCUUCAACGCCAUCAACGGCGCCAUCAACCGCGCCCGCGCCCGCCUCUACUCUGGCGCGCCGCUGCAGCGGCUGCUCGCCCGCUGGCCCUCCCUCGCCCGCUCGGCCGCGGCGCAGCGGCUCCUCUCCUUCCUCGCGGCCGGCCGGCGGCUGCGCCCGCCGCCCUCGCCGCCGCCGGCCGCGCCUCCGCCCUCGCCGCCGCCGCCGCUGCCGUCGCCGCCGCCCAUCUUCCCGGGCGGGCGGUCGCUGUCUUGCGUGGUCCUCGGGCUCGACUUGGCGCCGCGCUGCAACAGCGCGUGCGCGCAGGCCACCUGCGGCGAGCUGAGCGCGCUGCUCGCGUGCGGGGCUCUGGCGCGGCUCGGGUGCGACUGCGGCGGCUGCUGCGCCGAGAAGGGCGGGUGGGCGCCGCCCGCGCCGCUCAACAUCAGCGCCAUCGACGGCGUGAUCCGCGCGGAGCUGGCCUGGCGCGUCGCCCGGGUGGCGGUCGAGUCGCGGGGAGACUUCGCCGCCGGAGCGACGGUCUGCGUCGAGGAGACGGCGGAGGCGGAGGCGGAGGCGGAGGCGGGCAACGCCACCGGCGACGCGACCGGCGAGAAGGGCGGGCUUGGGUCGCGCGCGCGCGAGGCGCUCGCGGACCCGUGGAGGCUCGGCGACGCGAUCGAGGCUGCGGUCCGCUCGCAGCUCGGCAGGUCGGUCAACGUGACUUCGGCCGCCGUCCGCCACGUCGUGGUGGCGGCGCCCCUCCCGCCGCCGCCCUCGCCGCCGCCCUCGCCGCCGCCGCCGCCGCCGCCGCCAUCGCCUCUGACGCCGCCGCCGCCUCUGUCACCGCCGCCGCCCUCUCCCCCGCCGUCGCUCCCGCUGCCGCCGUCGCUGCCGCCGCCGCCGAGCGGGCCGCCGUCUUGGCUUGGCUCACUCGGGCGGCGGCUCGCCAGCCCGCUCGAGAUAUCGAGGGAGGCGAGGGACGAGGCGGCGGCGUCGGUCCUGGUCGACGUGCGCUGCGCCGGCUCGAACGAGUACAACGAGAUGGCGUCGCUCACCCUCUCGUCGCAGCACCACGUCGUCCGAGCGCUCUUCGCGAAGGGCGCGCACGGCGUCCUCUUCACGCCCGCCGCCCUGUUCGUCUCGCUCCUCCUCGCCUUCGCGCUCGCCGUCGUGACCUACGGCGCCGCCAUCCCGUCCGGCCUCUUCGUGCCGUGCAUGACCAUCGGCGCCCUCGGCGGGCGCCUCCUCGGCGAGCUCGUCAACGAGGCCGACCCCUCGGCCGCCGACGCCGGCUUCUACGCGCUCGUCGGCGCGGCCGCCAUGCUCGCCGGCGUGACGCGCAUGACCAUCUCCCUCACCGUCAUCGUGUGCGAGGUGUCCAACGACGCGGCCUCGCUGCUGCCCCUCACCGCCGCCAUCCUCGCGGCCAAGCUCACCGCGGACCUCUUCAACGACUCGCUCUACGACGCGGCCAUCGACCUCGCCCGCUGGCCCUACCUGCCGCCAAAGCCGCCUCGGGGCGCCCUCUGCGCGUGCGCCGAGGACGUCAUGGCGCCCGAGCCGGUCUGCCUGAGCGAGGUGGAGCACGCGGGGGCGAUCUCGCGCGUGCUGCGGACCACAAAGCACUCCGCCUACGCCGUGGUGACGCACGGCGGCAACGGGCGGCGCUACCUCUCCGGCUGCGUCCUCCGCUACCAGCUCGAGGCCCUCCUCGCCCGCCGCGCCUUCGUGCUGCGCCGCAACCCGUCGCCCGGCUCGAAGCCGCCGCCGCCGUCGGCGAGCGCCGCCACGUCGCGCUCCUCCUCGCCGGUGAGCUCUCGCGGCCCGAGGAGCAUCCGGUACGCCCAGGAGCACCCGUGGAGCGCCCGAGGAGCACCCGAGGAGCACCCGUGGACGGCGGGCGGGGCGGCUCCCCCGCCGGCGGGGGAGCCGCUCCCGCAAGCGGUUCGAGCGGCGCAGGCUCUGCGGGAGCAGACGGCGGCGCUGGCGAGCGCGGCCCCCUCGCGCGCGCUGCAGCCCUCGCCGCGCGAGGGCGAGCCGGCUGGCGCGGGGCUACCGGCGGCGGAGGGGGACCCCUUCCUGGCCCCGGGCCUCGCGGGCACCAGCCGGACGGCGUCGCCGCUGGUGCCGUCGCCGACCCAGCCGUCGUCAGUUGCGCCGUCGCCGCCGCCUUCUUCGCUGCCGCCGUCGCCGCCCUCCUCGCCGUCGCUGCACCGCUGCGCGCGGCAGCAGGAGUACGCCGCGUCCGAGGUUGGGGAGGCGAGCGUGGAGCUCGGGAGCGCCGAGGCGAUGCGCCUGGACAGGAGGGACGAGCGACACGGCGCUGGCGGCGUUGUGCCGGCCACGACUCCCCUCACCCUGGUCGACCUGAUCCGCGCGAGGGGCGCGCGCCGCGAGGCGCCGCCGCUGCCGCCGCAGGACGAGGAGCAGCUGAUCGACUUGCGACCGGUGAUGGAGCUCUCUCCCGUGGCCGUGCUGCACACCACCCCGCUGCCGCGGUUGCACCACCUCUUCCGCUCGCUUGGCCUCGCGCGGCUGUGGAUCAUCGACACGCGCAACCAGCCGGUCGGCGUUGUGACCCGCCACGACCUGCUGCCAGAGGCCCUGCGCCGGAGAGUGCCCAAGCACCGCGAGGCGCCUGCGUGCGCGAGAGGAGAGCGCCGCACAGCCGCUCACGCGCCGCUGAGCUCGUGGCUGUGCGACUAG